This is a messenger RNA of Carassius carassius (crucian carp), 784 nucleotides long. Its product is annotated as midkine-B-like. The coding region runs from base 139 to 579 and encodes 146 amino acids. The transcript is spliced from 5 exons. The record is from RefSeq and is a predicted model, not a curated record. Lineage: Eukaryota; Metazoa; Chordata; Actinopteri; Cypriniformes; Cyprinidae. Gene Ontology annotation, molecular function: growth factor activity.
CGAUUAAAUUAGUUUGGGGGGAAACACAGAGCCGGAGUGACACAUAAAGGCGGAUGCUGGAGAAGAGUUCACACGCGAAACUUCAGCAAGACAUUAUUUCAGCGUUUCAGUGUGGGAUCUUUCGACACAGAAAUCAAGAUGCGUGGCCUGUUCUCCACCAUCAUCGUGGUGCUAGUGGUUUUUAUGAUCAUGACCACAGAGGCUGGAAAAAACAAGAAAGAGAAGAAUAAAGGAGGUAAGGGUGCUUCGGACUGUGUGGAGUGGCGCUAUGGCAGUUGUGUGGCCAAUAACGGGGACUGUGGAGCAGGCACAAGAGAAGCCACCUGCAAUGAGCAGACCAAGAAAGUCAAAUGCCGAAUGCCCUGCAACUGGAAGAAAGACUUUGGACCCGACUGCAAGUAUAAGUUUGGUAACUGGGGCGAGUGUGACACAGCCACAAGCACAAAGAGCCGCUCUGGCACUCUGGUAAAGGCUCUCUACAACGCUGACUGCCAGCUAACCAUCUCUGUGUCCAAACCCUGCACCACCAAGGUCAAAAACAAACCCAAAGGAAAGAAAGGCAAGGGGAAAGGGAACUAAAAGCAGCAAGAGAUCCAGAGGGGCAGUAAACACCCCUUGAUCAUCCAUCAUCCAAACACGGCCUUUUAAAUCUCUACUCAGUGUUCUUCAGCAUGAGCAGGACUCGCUCUGUAGCCACAAACACAUAGCUUUAGAAGACUAUGACAGAGUAACAGCUGAGUAUUUGACACGUUACAUGACUGUUUCAUGUGUGAGAGGGAGGGGA